This is a messenger RNA of Pseudovirgaria hyperparasitica, 909 nucleotides long. RefSeq lists its product as uncharacterized. Bases 70 to 786 code for a protein of 238 amino acids. Gene Ontology annotation, cellular component: EMC complex. The record is from RefSeq and is a predicted model, not a curated record. Lineage: Eukaryota; Fungi; Ascomycota; Dothideomycetes; Acrospermales; Acrospermaceae. The transcript is spliced from 3 exons.
CAAGUACACAGUCCCGGCUCAACUCGAGCACCCUCAUCUUCGCAAAAUUACAACACACGAUUCGCAACCAUGCACCUCUCCCUACCACUACUCCUCGCCCUUGUCACCACCGCGUUCUCUGCCUCCCUGACCUUAUACAUACCGCCGUCCACACGCCUCCCAAACCCAGCUGUCCUCCCACCAACAACUCACGCAACGCUACACGCCCACGGUCCACCCCGUAGCACCAGUCUCUCGCGCAAGAACACAUUUGAAUUCACAGAUCUCGAGCCCGGAAGCUAUCUUGCCACGAUCCAUUGCCGCGACUAUCAUUUCGAAACGCUGCGAGUCGACGUUACGGCAACCGUUGCUGCGGAUGGUACGAAACAGGAUGAAAAGGUCACGGUUUGGCAGACAUUCAGGGGAAAUGAGUGGGAUAAUAGGGGCGAGAGGAGAGGUGAAGGAGGAAGUGGCCUUGUGGUUGAGGUUGGGGUGGGCUCGGGAAAAGAAUAUUAUCAGAUGCGGCAGGGAUUUUCACCCAUGUCGUUUCUCAAAAAUCCGAUGAUUCUCAUGGCGGUGGUGAGCAUGGGUUUAAUUUUCGGAAUGCCGUACCUUAUGGACAAUAUGGACCCAGAGACAAAGGCGGAAUUCGAGGAAAUGCGCAAGACAAGCCCACUUGCGUCAAGCAGCAAUCCGGCGGCACAGAUUCAGAAUUUUGACCUUGCGUCGUGGAUGGCCGGGAAGACGACUGUUGGAUCAGAGAGCGUUGGAUCAGGCUCCGGUACGGAUAAGAAAGGAAAGAGAUAGUCCAUGACAUAGAGCACUAUGUCACAUUAUUGCAAUUAUAGGUGUAGCCAUAACAAGGACUCAUGCUCAUACGCUAAAUAGAACAUGUAUGUGUAAUACCAGCAAACAUUGAUGAUCUAGUUG